Molecule: messenger RNA, 492 nt
Organism: Entamoeba histolytica HM-1:IMSS
Lineage: Eukaryota; Evosea; Mastigamoebida; Endamoebidae
Product: protein kinase domain containing protein
Exons: 1
Coding region: 1-492 (163 amino acids)
Biological process (GO): protein phosphorylation
Molecular function (GO): ATP binding; protein kinase activity
Source: RefSeq, a predicted model, not a curated record
AUGAAAAUAUCAACAUUACUUGAUCAAGAUGAAAUAAAAGAAGAAAAGAAAAUAGGAGAAGGAUCAUUUGGAAUUGUUUAUGUUGGAGAAUUUAGAGGAAAUAAAGUAGCAAUUAAGAAAAUGAAACAAAUUGAAGAAAAUGAAGAUAAAAAGAAAGAAUUUGAGAAAGAAGUAGCAAUGUUAGAUAAAUUUCGAGAUGAAUAUAUCAUUCAAUUUUAUGGAACAGUAUUUAUUCCUAGUAAAAUAUGUAUGGUAACAGAAUAUGCAGAAUAUGGAUCAAUACAAGAUAUAAUGAAUAAAAGAAAAAUUACAGAAAUAUCAAAGAAAAUAAGAAUCAAAUUUAUGAUAGAUGGAGCAAAAGGAAUAUCAUAUCUUCAUUCAAAUGGAAUAUUACAUCGAGAUAUUAAACCAGAUAAUUUUCUUGUUGUAUCACUUGAUGAUAACAUUGAAGUUAAUUGUAAAUUAACGGAUUUUGGAAGUGCAAGUGAAUAG